AUGACCGGUCGCUCUAGCAAAGUUGUCAAGGCCGGAGCCAAAAAGAAGUCCAAACCGAUCGCAUCUUCAUUGCCAUUAGAUGAGCUGAAAGUGCUGGCCAAUGAAACACGGCUUCAAACUGGAAAACUCAACAACAUAGUUACGCUGUUACAACUGGCUGAAACUUCAUCUAAUGUCGAAUCAGCUACGGCCUGCAUCAUGUAUCUCGACAUUAUCUUCGCCAAGCUCUUACCCGACUUGAAGACAGCCUCUGCCUCUCCAGCCGGCGCAAACCUACAAGUCAAUCAGUGGCUUAAAGAAAACUACAAACUGUAUUUGGAUCUACUCAUUGUGCUUCUCUGCCGAAAAAAGGCUAUUUACCAAACACUGAGCUGGAAGCUUCUUGUGAAGGCCCUAAGCCUGGAAACCGAGUUAUCCAGUAAUCUGUCAAACUAUGUCUUUCCGAAUGAUCUCAUGAUGAGAAUCGUGCAGACUUUUUUGUUUCACUCAGCACCAAGCUCAGAACUCGUCGACGCUAUAGCUGAAACGGCCAAUGAGUUCGACGAUGUCCGAUUUUACCUGUAUCGUGAUCUUUCACGAAAUUUAAGUCGUUAUACAUCCCAAGAAUCAGCAUUAAAGGGAAACGUUUUGAUUAAUCCAAAGUUCCUCAUCGAGCUGAUGGCCCGUAUUAAGCCCCUGCCAGCUGAAGGUGAUAUCAAUGUCCUUUGUACAAAGUUUAAAGAAUCCGCAAAAUCCAUACAGAGUCAUUCAGCACACAAGAAACUGUUUGGAGAAUGCUGGUUAGCAUUGCUAAGAGUCCCGAUGGAUGAGGACCAUCACAAGCUGGUUCUGCAGACCUUCCAUUUGCAUGUCAUACCCAACAUGCACGAACCAGUUUUGUUGGUGGACUACCUCACUGAUUUGUACAGCUCAGGUGGCAUUGUCAGUGUGCUGGCUCUCAAUGGUCUAUUUCUCCUGAUAUCAAAACACAACCUGGAUUAUCCAAACUUUUACAAGCAGCUAUACGCUCUGGUACAACCCGAAAACUUUAGAGUAAAGUAUUGGUCAAGGUUUUUCAGAUUACUCUCUACCUGUUUGACUUCCACACAUGUGCCAGCGUACUUGAUUGCUGCAUUUGCGAAGCGGCUCGCUCGAGUUUCUUUGGCAGUUCCUCCUGCUGCUGCCAUGGCGAUCGUAGCCCUGAUCUACAAUUUACUCAGAAGUCAUCCGUCUUGCAUUGUGUUGGUCAACAGAAUUUCCUCACACAACACUGGUGUCGAAGACAAAUACGACCAUAAUGAAACAGACGCGGCCAAAUGCAAUGCUCUUGAAAGCAGCUUAUGGGAGAUUCACGCCCUGAGAAGGCAUUACUGGCCUGAUGUAGUGAGACUGGCUUCCAUCCUGGAAUCUAGUCUGACAAAGGAAGCCUACGAUAUCGAUGAGUAUAUUAACCGGAAUCUCACGAUCGAGUCAUAUCAACGUAAAUCUUUGAAAGAAGAAUUAGUUGUCGAGCAAAUGCGACAACCUCAACAAGCUGCGUUUGAUGAAACGACAUGGAAGGGAUGGGCCUUGUGA
Messenger RNA from Synchytrium microbalum, 1554 nucleotides. RefSeq lists its product as uncharacterized. Lineage: Eukaryota; Fungi; Chytridiomycota; Chytridiomycetes; Synchytriales; Synchytriaceae. The record is from RefSeq and is a predicted model, not a curated record. Gene Ontology annotation, cellular component: Noc4p-Nop14p complex; nucleolus; small-subunit processome. The transcript has 10 exons. Gene Ontology annotation, biological process: ribosome biogenesis. Bases 1 to 1554 code for a protein of 517 amino acids.